AGAGGUUUUAUGAGAAUCCAUUCUCUUAUUCGUGAUGCGAAGGCUGGUGUGGUAGGACAGCUUUGUGUCGCUAUUCGGUCGUCCAUGGACAAUGGGACAACGGUUCAGUAUUGCGGACUGAUUCAACAGUUGACGUCCAAAGCUCGAUCCGCUGUCCGUGAUCUCGACCCUUCCAAUGAUUUAACUUUCCUUCGGAUUCGCAGCAAGAAAAAUGAGAUUAUGAGAACAAAUGACCUUUCAUCGGUCAUGGUGAUUAAAUUUCUGCUUCAGUUUUUACAACUAUUGAACAUACCUUUGAUGCGCCGGUUUAGGUUGCUGUCUCACGUCUGUCCAUUUGGAUAA
This is a messenger RNA of Echinostoma caproni, 342 nucleotides long. Lineage: Eukaryota; Metazoa; Platyhelminthes; Trematoda; Plagiorchiida; Echinostomatidae. The record is from the annotation of a GenBank genome assembly.